Molecule: messenger RNA, 777 nt
Organism: Emys orbicularis (European pond turtle)
Lineage: Eukaryota; Metazoa; Chordata; Testudines; Emydidae
Product: prolactin-like
Exons: 4
Coding region: 1-777 (258 amino acids)
Biological process (GO): positive regulation of receptor signaling pathway via JAK-STAT; response to nutrient levels
Cellular component (GO): extracellular region
Molecular function (GO): hormone activity
Source: RefSeq, a predicted model, not a curated record
AUGGGCGCCGCGCGCAAAGGUAAGCAGCUGCCCCCGACCCCUCGCCAGUCGGCGCUCCAGCGCUGCCUGCAGGGUAGCGGGCUGGUCUUGAUCCAUCCGCUCUUCCCAGGUUACGCCUGGCUGUGCGCCCUGCUCUGGCUGCUGGGGAAGCCGCCAGGAGCCGUUUUCGUGGCAAUUUGUGCCCGGCAGGGAGACUCGAGCUGCCGCUUCUUGUCUGUGUCUGAUCUUUUCGACCGGGUGAUCCAGCACUCAGACAGGCUACACAGCCUCUCCACGGCGCUCUACUUGGACUUGGAAAAAAACUUUCUACCCAAUGGAAACGAGUUGGGCAAAUGGACAGGUAAAUGCCACACCUCCAGGAUGCUAACGCCUAAUGGCAAGGAGUAUGUCCAAAAAAUACCGAGAGAAGAACUAACUCACUUGAUACUGAGACUCUUGCAAGCCUGGAAGGAACCACUUUCCCACUUUGACCAGAAUAUUGGUCAUCAUCAAGAAUUAUCUAGUGACAGCCUGAGCAAAGCAAAGCAAAUCAGCAAUAUGGUGCAUGAGCUGAAGACUGGAAUGGAGAAAGUAACAGAGAAGAUGCAGUCAAUGGGAAUCAUCAGCAAUUCAUUGAAUGGAAUGGGAUCAUCAGAAGCAGCUGGUUUAUCCAUUAGUAAUGAAGCAAAUUUGAUGAGUGACUAUGAGUUUAUUCACUGCUUCAGGAGAGACUCCAAUAAAGUACAAAGCUACUUAAAAAUUCUUAAAUGUAGGAUUUGGCCAGGAAAUAGUUGUUGA